This is a messenger RNA of Trifolium pratense (red clover), 3728 nucleotides long. Its product is annotated as G-type lectin S-receptor-like serine/threonine-protein kinase SD2-5. The transcript has a single exon. Gene Ontology annotation, biological process: protein phosphorylation. The record is from RefSeq and is a predicted model, not a curated record. NCBI's taxonomy places the organism in Eukaryota, Viridiplantae, Streptophyta, Magnoliopsida, Fabales, Fabaceae. The coding region runs from base 1021 to 3495 and encodes 824 amino acids. Gene Ontology annotation, molecular function: ATP binding; protein serine/threonine kinase activity.
UCAUUUUUGGCAAUUUUUAUUUUUAUUUUAAUGAAGAAAAACAAACUAAAAAAAGAAAAAUCCAUUGUUUAGGUUUUUGAAUUAACUUUGAAUCUCAUCAUCACCUCAUAAUAUCCAAGUGCCAGCCUUUCUAAGCUGUACACACAAAUAUCAUAUCAUCAUAUUCAUUCUUCUCUCUAUUGUCCUUUGUCCUUUUUUUGCAACACUUUGCUUCAACUGUUGCGAAAAUUCAUGUGUUUCCUCACACUUAACGUGUACAAACAAUCUUUUUUGUCAUAGUCAAACAAACCAAUAGUAAAACACUUCCUCAAAUGGCAAAUGCUAUGUUCUUACCAUCUUGUUCUUUCUCAUCAUGUGUGAAACCAUGACUAUGUUGAGGUAAGCUUUAGUUGGUCAAUUCAAGUGUCAACAAAGUUUCUUUUCCUCUUUUGGCUUUCUUCCAUAUUGUUUUUCCACUAUGUAGACAAGAUAGAAAAACUAAGCUUAAAAGUUGCUUUUACACUAUGUGGUCAAAGUAGGAAAAUUCACCUUAAAAAGUUGUUUUUGUUUUUUCCAAACUCAUGUUAAACAUUUGUUGUUCUUUUCUCUUGUUUAUGUCCUAUUUCAGCCUUCUUUUCUCUUGUUCAUGAAUUCCUUAGUUUUUCCUACUUUUCUUUGUUGAUGAUAUCUAAAUACCCUAUAUAAGAAACACAUGAUUUGGCUCAAGCGUUUAAUGAGGUUCAAUCAAAGACAAUUCAAUUAGAACUAGCCGAGUUCGAACUUUUUUUUUUGGUUUUAACCCUCUAGUUUUAUGGGGAAGGGGUCACGGUAAUUCAGAGUUUGACCGCAAUAUAAGUGAAGUCUGAUCAAGAAUUGUUCUCAGCGGGGAUCGAAUUGGGGUUCGAACUUUGUUUGAAACAAUCUGUGAUUGGACAUUUUUUGUUUCUGUGCCGAACUCCAUAUUACCGGAAUCUAUUUUCCUUGAACCAUAGGCUUACCACAAAAAAAAAAAAAAAACACUCACAUAAGAAUUACACAACCAUGAGAAACCAUUGGCCACUCUUCAAUAUUGUAAAUACCCUAUGGUUAUGUUUUUGCAUCCUACUUUUCUCUAAAGUAGUUUUGGUUUUGGCUGGUAUUCAAAUGAUUGGAAAUAUCUCACCUGGAUUUUAUGGCUCACAAAUGAAUUGGAUUGACAAAAAUGGCAUGUUUCUUGUAUCAAACAAACAAGAAUUUGGUUUUGGCUUUGUCAAAACUUCAAAUGACAGCACAUUAUUUCUACUUGCAAUAGUCCACACAGACAGCAGCAAAAUUGUUUGGACUGCAAACAGAGAAUCUCCUGUUUCCAAUUCAGACAAAUUUGUGUUUGAUGAAAAGGGUAAUGUUUUUUUACAAAAAGGAAGAGUUUUGAUUUGGCAAACAAACACAAGUGACAUGAAAGUUUCUUCAAUGGAAUUACAAGAUAAUGGAAACUUGGUUUUGCUUAGAAAUGAUAGUAAAGUGAUUUGGCAAAGUUUUGAUUAUCCAACAGAUACUUUAUUGCCAAUGCAAAACUUCACCAAAGGAAUGAAACUUAUUAGUGAACCUGAUUCGAACAAUUUGACUUAUGUUCUUGAAAUUGAUUCUCAAACUGGUAAUGUUAUUCUUUCCACAGGUUUACCAUCUCCACAGCCUUAUUGGUCUAUGCAAAAAGAUAACCGAAAAAUCGUUAAUGAAAAUGGCGAUGAAGUAGCUUCUGCAACUCUUGAUGAAAAUUCUUGGAAGUUUUAUGACAAAGAGAAAUCAUUGUUGUCGCAAUUUAUUAUUUCUGAUGCUGAAAAUUCAAUUUGGAUUGCAGUUUUAGGAAAUGAUGGAUUUAUCACUUUCUAUAAUCUUCAAAAUAGAGGCUCAAUUGGUUCAUCAAAAACAACAAUACCAAAAGAUUCUUGUAGUACACCACAACCUUGUGGUCCUUACAACAUUUGCAAUGGUGAGAAAAAAUGUAGUUGUCCAUCUUUUCUUAGCUCUAGACGAAGUUGUGAACCGGGUUUUGUUUCGCCUUGUAACUCAAAAAGUUCCAUUGAGCUCAUGAAAGGUGAUGAUGGACUUGACUACUUUGCACUUGGAUUUCUUCAACCUUCUUCGAAAACCGAUUUGAUUGGUUGCAAAAAUUCUUGUAGUGUAAAUUGUUCAUGUCUUGCUAUGUUCUUCCAAAAAAGUUCAGGUAAUUGUUAUCUCUUAGACAGGAUUGGAAGCUUUGAGAAAACAGAUAAUGAUUCUGGUUUUGUCUCUUACAUUAAAGUCUCGAGAGACGGAAGCACUGACACAGACACAGGAGAGAACGGAAACAAGAAUAAGCAAAUAAUAGUUGUUGUGAUAAUUGUCAUAGUAACAUUGUUUAUCAUUGCUGGCAUGAUCUAUGUUGGACUAAAAAACUUAAAGAAAAAGGAAAAUCUGUCUGAAUCUCCGGAGGAGAUUUCAGACGAUGACGCCAAUUUCUUGGAGGGUUUAACUAGUAUGCCAAUCCGUUUCAGCUACAACGAUCUAGGCACUGCGACUAAUAACUUCUCGGAGAAGUUAGGUCAAGGUGGUUUCGGCUCGGUUUAUAAAGGAGUACUACAAGAUGGAACUCAAAUAGCUGUGAAACAGUUAGAAGGAAUUGGUCAAGGGAAGAAAGAAUUUAGAGUCGAAGUUAGCAUCAUCGGAAGCAUUCAUCACCAUCAUUUGGUAAGGCUUAAAGGGUUUUGUGCUGAAGGGUCUCAUAAACUUCUUGUUUAUGAAUAUAUGGAAAAUGGUUCAUUGGAUAAAUGGAUAUUCAAGAAAAACAACGAAGAAUUAUCGUUGGAUUGGAACACAAGGUACAAUAUUGCACUAGGAACAGCUAAAGGACUAGCUUAUCUACAUGAAGAUUGUGAUUCAAAGAUUGUUCAUUGUGAUAUUAAACCAGAAAAUGUGCUUUUAGAUAAUAACUUUGAAGCCAAAGUUUCGGAUUUCGGCCUUGCAAAGCUCAUGAACCGCGAACAAAGUCAUGUUUUCACAACAAUGAGAGGAACAAGAGGUUAUUUAGCACCAGAAUGGAUAACAAACUAUGCUAUAUCAGAGAAAAGUGAUGUUUAUAGCUAUGGAAUGGUGUUGUUAGAGAUUAUUGGUGGAAGGAAAAACUAUGAUCCUAAAGAAAAUUCGGAGAAAUCGCAUUUUCCUUCUUUUGCUUAUAAGAUGAUGGAACAAGGGAAGAUGGAAAAUGUAAUUGAUUCUAAGGUGAAAAUGAUUGAAAAUGAUGUGAGAGUUGAGAUUGCUUUGAAUGUUGCAUUUUGGUGUAUACAAGAAGAUAUGUGUUUAAGGCCUUCUAUGAAUAAAGUUGUACAAAUGCUUGAGGGUUUAUGUGAUGUUCCUAAGUUACCAAAUGUGUCUCCAUUAGGUUCUCAUUUUUAUUCAAAUUUUCUUAGACCAACAAGUGAGAGUGGCACUUCUUCAGAACCAACAGAUGGGAAUAGUGAUGCAUAUCUCUCUGCUGUUAGACUUUCGGGGCCAAGAUAACAGCGAAACUCACGCGCAUUAGUGCUGAAAAGUGAAGAAUAGUAGGUUUGAAUCUGUGUUUCAACGUAUCAAAUGUACGUUCUUGUAGUCUUUUACUAUUUGAGUUGUAUUAACGGAAUGCUGUAAUUAAAAAAAUUAUUAGUUGUAUUUCUUUUUCUUUUUGGUGUUUAUUAGAAAAUUGACAUCAAAUUCAUGAAUAUAUAUAUAUAUAUAUAUCCUUUCUAUAUUUUGAG